Messenger RNA from Tetrapisispora phaffii CBS 4417, 456 nucleotides. It is a transcript of the gene HNT1, whose product is annotated as adenosine 5'-monophosphoramidase. Bases 1 to 456 code for a protein of 151 amino acids. Gene Ontology annotation, biological process: nucleotide metabolic process. The record is from RefSeq and is a predicted model, not a curated record. Gene Ontology annotation, molecular function: catalytic activity. Lineage: Eukaryota; Fungi; Ascomycota; Saccharomycetes; Saccharomycetales; Saccharomycetaceae. The transcript has 2 exons.
AUGUCAGCCAAGGUAGUGCACGAUGCUUCUUGCAUUUUUUGUAAAAUCAUUAAAGGCGAAAUUCCAUCUUUUAAAUUAAUUGAAACUGAAUAUACUUAUUCAUUUUUAGAUAUUCAACCAACCUCGAAGGGUCAUGCUUUAAUCAUUCCAAAAUAUCACGGUGCUAAAUUGCAUAACAUUCCUGAUGAAUAUUUAACCGAUAUACUACCAAUUACUAAGAAGUUAACAAAAGUUUUAGGAAUCGAUAAUGACGGAUCCGACGGUUUUGGGUACAACAUUUUACAAAACAAUGGUAAAUUAGCACAUCAAGAAGUCGAUCACGUUCAUUUCCAUUUGAUUCCAAAAUUCGACAAGGAAUCUGGUCUAAUCAUAGGAUGGCCAACAGAAGAAACUGAUUUCGAAAAGUUAGGUGAAUACCAUAAAGAACUCUUAAAGAAAUUAGAGUCUCUAGAAUAA